This is a messenger RNA of Lytechinus variegatus (green sea urchin), 5115 nucleotides long. RefSeq names its product polypeptide N-acetylgalactosaminyltransferase 13-like. Bases 1425 to 3161 code for a protein of 578 amino acids. Gene Ontology annotation, cellular component: Golgi apparatus. The transcript is spliced from 12 exons. NCBI's taxonomy places the organism in Eukaryota, Metazoa, Echinodermata, Echinoidea, Temnopleuroida, Toxopneustidae. The record is from RefSeq and is a predicted model, not a curated record.
AAACAAUUUCGUGCAAUUAGGGCGCGCGCACGUCACUGAUAAUGUUCCGACAAUAUUCGCAACCAGCGCCAAGCAAAGCCGGAGCAUUUUUACUCUUAAAACAGGUGCAGCCGACCAAUUCCCGAGUCUGGAAAGAAAGUGAAGUGCAAAGUAUCACGUCGGAGGGUUGAUAGGAGAAACAUGACUCUACUCUGUGGAGGAUUCCCCUGAUCAUGUGACCAGCAUCCAGCCAAUGAGAGACAAUGACCCUGUCCCACCUUGUGUAGAGGGAGCCCCAGCAGUACUCUAACUAUCCCUUUCUCAAGUUCAUCGUCUCUGUCAAUACCAUUACUCCAGAUAAGCACUUGUCUGUAGCCAGCGUGCAUGCAGUAGUAGCAGCUCCCAAACAAGCAAAGGUGCUAGCAGGAUUAAUGCGAAGCGCGGCGCCGCAAUUAGCGUGAGUCACGUCAAGCACAUUUCCUCAUUCAUCAGCUACCGCCUGAAGAGAACACUUCCUCACACUAAUGACUUUUCUAAAGCAGUAUAGACGGCUCUACGGGAUACCAAGUACUAUCAAAAUUCAAAAGUACUAGCUUUUUUUCAUGGACUCUUCUAACAACAUAUUUGAUUGAUUAUCCACUGGUUUCAAUUUUAAUAUAAAAUAUUUUUCCCGUGCAAAAAAGCACUUAAUUUUCAUGCUAUGCACACAGACAGGAAUAUUUGGAGGUAUUAUUAGUCUAGUACCGGGAGAUCGGCUUUAGUGAUAUUAGGUAUAAAGCUCCAACCUAUUUCCUGUUGAAUAAAAUAUAGGGGAAAGGAAAGGGAAAGCCUGGAUAUGAUAACUGCCAACGUGCGGAUGAAGUGAUUGAUGGUUACAGUGCAAAUCCCCUUUGGAUAUUAAGGAAUACAUCCUCUGUAUGCAAAGCUUUGUGGAUUCCUCAAGCACUUCUCUCCUCUCCUGCAAGAAGAACAUCCAAUAUCAAAGGUGUUUAGUAGCACUUCAAUUGGAAGUGUAGAGUUUGUAAUAAACCAAUAUCUUGGAAUCCUCCCCCGUCAAAUACAGCUGGGCGAUAAAUCUCACUGGAUCUGUUUGUUGCUUCUGUGCAAGGAACAUCCUGGAUCAUGCCAUUCUAGCGACUUUGAUACAUGUAUGUGUCAUUACUCAAAAGCCUCAAAGUGUUGUCAAAACAAGGAAAUUGAUAAAAUUUAAGAGAAAUCGGAUCCUGAAUAUUUUUUUACUUCCCUUAAAGUGUACAUGUACCUGUACAAAUAUAAAAUAUAUACAUGUACGGAGUGGAAUUCUGAAGAAAUCAAAUAGAACACUGUCCUCCGCUGCAAACAUCAUCCUGGAAUAUGCAAACCUUGUGACAUUCUUGGAUCCUCUAGGAAGUGUCUCCAGGAGCCGUAGCAACAGGCCGUCAGUAGGAUUGUGUGUUUGAGGAAACAUGGCCAGGAGACUGGUGUAUUGCAAGGUGGUUCUAGCCACCUCCAUGGUCUGGUUCCUCUUGGAUGUCAUGUUGAUUAUGUACUACAGCGAAUGCAACAGCGAUUCCAGGUGUAACAACCAAGCCUUAGACCAUGGUGUGCCAAGAGAAUUAGAGGGAGGGCAUGAACACGCCCCUCCCAGGCACCAACCCGCCAGACCCCGGCACGAUCCCAACGGGCCGGGCGAGAUGGGUAAAGCGGUUAUCAUACCGCAGGAUAAGGAGUCCCUAAAAAACGAGAUGUUUCGGAUAAACCAGUUCAACUUGUUAGCUAGCGAUAUGAUUUCAGUGAAUCGAACGCUGCCUGAUGUACGAAUGGAUGGAUGUAAAAGAAAGCGCUAUCCACCAGCCUCUGAACUCCCAAGCACCAGUAUUGUCAUCGUCUUUCACAACGAAGCGUGGAGCACGCUGUUACGAAGCAUCCACAGUAUCAUCAAUCGCUCACCGCGGGAACUCCUCACGGAGAUAAUACUCGUUGACGACGCCAGCGAAAGAGACUUUCUCGGACAGCAGCUCGAGGAUUAUGUUAAAAAAUUAUCAGUCCCCGUCCGUGUGGAAAGGAUGGGGACGAGGAGCGGUCUGAUACGGGCGCGGCUGAGAGGGGCUUCGGUCGCUAAGGGUCAAGUGUUAACUUUCCUUGAUGCUCAUAUAGAGUGCACGGAGGGUUGGUUAGAACCGCUGAUGACAAGGAUUAAAGAUGAUAAGAGGAACGUAGUGUGUCCAAUCAUCGAUGUCAUCAGCGACGAUAACUUUGCCUUCCAUACGGGUUCUGAUAUGACCUACGGUGGUUUUAAUUGGAAGUUACAGUUCCGCUGGUAUCCCGUACCGCAGAGGGAGGUAGACAGGAGAGGCGGAGACAGGACGUUACCCCUCAGAUCGCCAACGAUGGCAGGGGGCUUAUUCUCUAUCGACAAAAGCUAUUUUGAGGAGAUUGGAACAUACGAUGCGGGCAUGGACGUCUGGGGUGGCGAGAACCUUGAAAUUUCAUUUAGGAUAUGGAUGUGCGGAGGAACUUUAGAGAUUGUCACCUGUUCACACGUUGGUCACGUCUUCAGAAAAUCAACGCCAUACACCUUCCCGGGCGGAACGGGGCGAAUCAUAAAUCGUAACAAUCAGAGAUUAGCAGAAGUCUGGAUGGAUAAUUAUAGGAAUUUCUAUUACAGAAUAUCACCUGGUGUGCGGAAAACAGAAUAUGGUGAUGUUACACAAAGAAAAAAGCUGCGAGACAGGUUAAAGUGCCACACUUUUGAGUGGUAUCUAGAAAAUGUAUACCCAGAGUCCCAGUUUAGAUUGGACUUUAAAACUAUAGGAGAGAUCCGUAAUAUAGAAACUCAUAAGUGCCUAGAUAAUAUGGGGAGGAAGGAGAACGAGAAGGUGGGAAUCUUCUCAUGCCAUGGUCAAGGGGGUAACCAGAUAUUUGCCCUCACUAAACAGAAUGAGAUCAAGCAUGAUGAUCUAUGUUUAGAUGCCUCAGCCAAUUCUCAUUAUAAAGACGUUGUUAUGAUUAAAUGCCAUGGUAAACAUGGCAACCAGGAGUGGCUUUAUAAAGAAGAUGCCAAAUCUUUUGUCCACAGUCCCAGUGGGUUAUGUUUAGAAAAAGCCAGUGGCGGGAAGGACACGCCCAGCGUCGCCAAGUGCAAUGGGUCACCGGGGCAACAGUGGGAGUUGAUUGACAUCUCCAUGACGUCUGGGCGGUAGCCCCGCCUACUCUCAGCUCUUGGAGAAAGAGUUGAAUGAACUUUUCUUGCCUUUGAGGAUCAACAGGUUCCCAUAACACAAAGGAUAGCAAUUAAUCGUAAACUUGAUUUUCACGAUUACUUGUACACUGUAGUCAAUGCAAUCAAUCAGAGAAAAAUCUUCUAAAUCUUUGUGUUAUGGGCCCCUGUAGUUAUAUUCGAAUCUGUGAGUCCAGUAACUGACUAAUCUAUGUACUACACGUGACUAGAAGUGAGAGGACACCAUAGACUUAUGCAUUUGACGUCAUGACGUAACGUAAUAGCGCCCUCCCUCAGAGGAUAUAGGAGUGUACAUAAACAUUGUUGUCAGAGAUGCGCCAGCUGCAGAUCACCAACGAACGUGAGACAGUGGCUUUGGCUUUUAUGAGAUGACAAUAACGCAUUAAUUGUCUAUGGGUUACUGGGACCUGUAUGGACUGAUUCCGCCCACCUGAUAGCAAGGAGAGAUGCUCUCCGAUCCUUUUUCUAUUCAUAGCACAGGAAAUAAUUGGGAUGAUGUACUGAUAAAUGAUCUCAGCCUCGUGGAGUUGGUUUUUAUUGUGUCUUGUAGGAAUAACAAUGAUUAGAAUUAAGAUGAGAGAAAUGGAUCCAUUACUUACAGGAAAGUAUGGUCCAUGCCCAAAGCCUUUGGGAACUAACAGUAGUAGGUAAUGGGUUAAGCAGAAGGUAAUGGGUUAAGCUAUUGAUUACAGAAUUCUGUAAUCAACAGCUUAACCCAUUACCUACUGGAACCAUAUGGUCCUUUUAAAAAGCCAACGGGAGCUACAGAAUUCUGUAAUCAGCAGCUUAACCCAUUGCCUUUUGGAACCAUAUGGUCCUUUUAAAAAGCCUAUGGGAACUACAGAAUUCUGUAAUCAAAAGCUUAAUCCAUUGACCUCUGGAACCAUAUGGUCCUUUUAAAAAGCCAAUGGGAACUACAGAAUUCUGUAAUCAACAGCUUAACCCAUUGACCCCUGGAACCAUAUGGUUCCUGUAUAAAUCCUAUGAAAAUAGAAUUCAUUAGUGUACAGGUUAACCCACUGCCAACUCGACCAGUAGCCAAUGGGUUGAUGAUCUGACACAUGAUGUUAUUAAUGUUCUGUUACUAUAGAAGUCAUUGAUAAAGAAGGGAUAAUCAUGAAGAUUUUGUAAUAAUUCAUGAUUUUCGUCAACUCUCAUGAAUUUUUUCUAUCUGUCCUUGUCCAUUUAAUUACUUUCAUUUGUCUUUUGAGAAUCGAUUGAUCAUCAUUAUAACCAUUUUGGUUGAUUUUUUCAUGACCUUUCUUGUUUUAUAUAAGUAUUUUGCAUCAUUGUUUGUGGGAGAUGAAUAGAGUACUAUAAAAUCACCUCAAACCUUGAUAGGCUGAUUUUUUUUAUACAUUAAGUAAUGCAACUAAUCCUACCUAAUUCAUCCUCAAUAUCAAUCGCUAAGGUUUAUGUUUAUACAGGUUUCAGGGCUCUGAUUGAUAGUUAUUGAUUGAUUGUGCUGUCCGUUUGUACCACGGAUAGGAAAUAAUAGCGACUUUCCGCACUUACUUGGAGGAAACUCUCAACAACGCACCGUUUUCUUUGAAAAUGCAAUUAAAAUCAAAAUGGGAGAUCUGAAAGGCUUUCGUUGAAAGUUGGUGGACUGGGCCAGCAGAUCGUCAAAGAAUUGCACCGGACGAACAAUUGCAAAUAUGUCGUUGUCCCGAGUCAAGAGAUUCCGAUGCUGACCCGGUCCACCAACUUUCGACAAGAGCCUAUCAGCUCUCCAUUGUGAUAUGACUUGCAGUUGCAAAGGAAUUGGUGGAAUUGUAGAGAGUAUUCCCGACGUACAUGUAAAUGCGGAAAGUCCGGAAUCAAGAGAUCGUUCAGUCCCGCAAUGGAUCCGGAAGCGUUUUAUGAGACCCAGAUAAGAAAUCUCCUUUUAGGAUGUUAUCUGAUGAGAAUAAUGU